AUGUUGAAACGAAUUCCAAAUCUGAUUAAAUGGGGGAUCAUUGGGACCACAGUGCUAUCCACUUCAUUUAUAGCUUAUAAAUAUGGAAAAUCAACAAUUUUAAAAAACCCACCAGAAAAUUUAUUCCCAAAAUCUUCAAUUACUAAAUUAGAAAAAUUGGACGCACCCAAAUACAUUGAUGCAAAAGAUAUACCGAGUGUUAUUGACUUAAUUAAACAGGAGAUUGAUAAUGUCGAAGUUAAAAAUGACCAACCUGAAAUUGAUCAUCAUACUGGUAAUGAAUUUACUACACAUAAACCCUUAAUUCAUGAAAAACCAAUUUACAUUAUUUAUCCAAAAUCAACUAAGGAAGUUUCAACAAUUUUAAAAAUAUGUAAUGAGUUUAAAGUACCUGUUGUGCCGUUUUCUGGUGGUUCUAGCUUAGAAGGACAUUUCCAUUCAACUAGAAAAGGUAUAGUUGUAGAUACAUCCAAAAUGAAUAAAAUUUUAGAAAUUAAUGAUGAUGAUUUAGAUGUAAAAGUUCAAGCUGGUGUUAAUUGGCAAGAUUUGAAUCAAAUUUUGGAACCGUGUGGAUUGUUAUUUGGUACUGAUUGUGGACCACUGGGUAGAAUUGGAGGUAUGAUAGCUACAAAUGCAAGUGGUAUACUAGCUAGUAGGUAUGCAUCAACUGCAUUCAAUGUUAUAUCCAUAACUGCUGUAUUACCAGAUGGAACUAUUAUCAAAACAAAGAAAAGACCAAGAAAAUCAUCAGCAGGUUACAAUUUAACAAAUUUAUUUGCUGGUAGUGAAGGUACAUUAGGUAUAGUAACUGAAGCCACAUUAAAAGUACAUCCAAAACCAAAAUCUGAAACUGUUGUUGUUGUACAAUUCCCAAGUAUAUCAGAUUCAACGAAAGCAGUUAGUCAAAUAUUUCGUAGUGGUAUUCAACCAACUGCAAUAGAAUUAUUAGAUACAAAUAUAAUGCAUUGUUUAAAUUAUUCAAAUUAUACAACAAGAAAAUGGUUAGAAUGUCCUACAUUAUUUUUCAAAAUAGGUGGAAUAAAUGAUGUAGUAGUUAAUGAAAGUGUAAAGAUUGUGAAAGAUAUUACUUCAAAUAAUAAUUCAUCAGAUUUUAUAUUUGCCGAAAAUAAAGAAGAAGGAGAAGAGUUAUUUUCAGCAAGAAAAAAUGCAUUUUAUUCAAUGAUUGAAUAUGGAAGAAAUGAAAUUGAUCCAGAUUGUAGAAUAUGGGUAACAGAUAUUGCUGUACCAUUAAGUAAAUUAUCAAAAGUUUUAUAUAAAGUGCAUCAAAUGAUUAAAGAUUCUGGAUUUUUUUCUAUAACAUUAGCACAUGCUGGAGAUGGUAAUUUUCAUGCUGAUAUUUUUUAUAAAAUAGAACAAAGGAAAGAAGUUGAAGCAAUGGUUAAUAAAUUUAUUGAAUUAGCUUUAAAAAAUGAAGGAACAUGUACAGGAGAACAUGGAGUUGGAAAUGCAAAAAGAAGUUAUUUAUUAUCGGAAUUAGGAGAUGAUACAAUAAGUUUAAUGAGAAAAUUGAAAUUAUCAAUAGAUCCAAAUAGAAUAAUGAAUCCUGAUAAAAUAUUUAAAAUAGAUCCAAAUGAUAUUGGUAAAUAUUAA
Insectozyma verbasci is the source of this 1611-nucleotide messenger RNA. NCBI's taxonomy places the organism in Eukaryota, Fungi, Ascomycota, Pichiomycetes, Serinales, Debaryomycetaceae. The record is from the annotation of a GenBank genome assembly.